AUGAAGUACUCUGGUAUUGCCGCUUCGGCCACCGCCUUGAUGGCUGGUGUCGCUUCCGCCGCUGUGACUGGUGUCACCGGUAAACCUGAAGGCUUUGCUUCUUCCACGACUGGCGGUGGUGAUUCUACUGCUGUCUAUCCUUCCACCACCGAUGAGCUGGUCUCUUACCUUGGCGACAACUCCGCUCGUGUCAUUGUGUUGACCAAGACCUUUGACUUUAGCGGUACCGAGGGUACGACAACCAGUUCGGGAUGUGCUCCUUGGGGUACCGGCACUGGAUGCCAAACUAACUAUGAGCCAGAUGCACCUUCUGUUUCCAGCAUCACGUACGAUGCCGCUGGCACUCUCGGCAUCACCGUUGCUUCCGAUAAGUCAAUCGUCGGAGAUGGCUCCAAGGGCAUUAUCAAGGGCAAGGGCUUGAGAAUUGUAAACGGAGCCCAGAACGUCAUCAUCCAGAAUGUUCAGAUCAGCGACAUCAACCCCGAGUACGUCUGGGGCGGCGAUGCCAUCACCCUGGACGGAACAGACAAUGUCUGGAUCGACCACGUAACCACCUCCAACAUUGCAAGACAACACAUCGUCCUCGGCACCGAAGCCUCCGGCAACGUCACCAUCACAAACUCGUACAUCGACGGCUCAGGCGACUACAGUGCAACCUGCGACGGCCAUCAAUACUGGGCCCUCUACUUUGACGGCUCAGACGACAAAGUCACCUUCAAAAACAACUACAUCUAUCAAACCAGCGGUCGUGCCCCCAAAGUCCAAUCAAACACUCUUCUCCACGCUGUAAACAACUACUGGAACGACAACUCUGGCCAUGCUUUUGAGAUUGGCAAGGGUGGCUAUGUUCUUGCUGAAGGCAAUGUAUUUGACAAUGUCAAGGCUCCUCUGGAAGCUUCUUCGUUUGCUGGAGAAUUGUUUACUGCUGAUUCGGGCUCGGCUUGCAGUUCUGCUCUUGGCCGUGCCUGUGAAGCCAACUCUUUGACUGCUUCUGGUACGUUCAGCGAGAGCAACACUGAUUUGCUGAGCAAGUUUUCCGGCGCUGUUGUUGCUGCUGUUGAACCUGCUUCGGGGAUCAAGUCGUUUGUUACUGCCAAUGCUGGUAUCGGCAAGCUUGCUCAGUAG
Messenger RNA from Aureobasidium uvarum, 1125 nucleotides. The record is from the annotation of a GenBank genome assembly. Lineage: Eukaryota; Fungi; Ascomycota; Dothideomycetes; Dothideales; Saccotheciaceae.